Molecule: messenger RNA, 1813 nt
Organism: Cuscuta epithymum
Lineage: Eukaryota; Viridiplantae; Streptophyta; Magnoliopsida; Solanales; Convolvulaceae
Source: the annotation of a GenBank genome assembly
GGUAACUCCAAAAUUCAAUGUCUGUUCUCAAAAACACACUCCAAGAGCAUUAAAGUUGGUCAAAAACAGCCAUACUUGACAGAUUGAUUACUCACCAAACAAGCUUUCUCCUUAACUAGAAUAGAAUCUUGCUCAUCAACUGCACCUCAAGAAAGGAGCCGUAUUCAGAAUUCAUUAUUACUCCCUACGCUACAGUUAAAGUUGCAUACAACUUCCAGUGGAUCUCCUGUCCUGUCACCAGUUCACAUGCAAUUUGAUGGCUGAACGCCUAGAUAUCCACUCAAUAAUUAUUGCCUGAGGCGCGGGAGUUUUGAGUUUAGUUGCUGAGUUGACUCGAGAUGGUUGAAUGAUUUUGGGGAGUCGCAGCUAUGAAGCAGAAUUUGCUGCGAAGGUCUAGCUCCCAGAAAUUGCAGAGGAGAUGGAAGAGAAAGCUGUUCUUAUUGCCGCUGUUUUUGCUCGGACUUUGCAUCGGAACUUUCGCCCUUAUGGAGACGCAGUACAGUCGUAUCAAAACGCUUGCCUUUCUAUCUCGUCCGGUUGUUCAGAAGCCCAAAGUUGCGUUUUUGUUCAUAGCUCGGAAUCGGCUACCUCUUGACAUUGUCUGGGACGCAUUCUUCCAGGGAGAUGCGGAGAAUAAAUUUUCUAUACACGUUCAUUCCAGACCUGGCUUUCUAUUUACUAAAGUGACAACAAGAUCGGUGUAUUUCUGGGACCGCCAAGUUAAUGACAGCAUACAGGUAGAUUGGGGAGAAGCAAGCAUGAUUCAGGCAGAGCGUCUUCUGCUCCGAAGUGCAUUAGUCGAUCCCUUGAAUGAAAGAUUUGUAUUUCUUUCGGACAGCUGCAUACCAUUGUACAACUUCAGCUACACAUACAAUUAUAUAAUGUCUACCUCCAAGAGUUUUGUGGACAGUUUUGCUGAUAAUAAGGGAAGCCGGUACAACAAAAAAAUGCAUCCUGUAAUUCCUGUUCAAAACUGGAGGAAGGGAUCUCAGUGGGUUGUUCUAAACAGAAAGCAUGCUAAAAUGGUAGUGAGUGAUGAAACUGUUCUUCCUAUGUUUCAGUUGCAUUGCAAGAAAAAGCCGCUACCAGAGUUUUGGAGGGAGCAUCCCGUGCCUGCAGAUACAUCAAAGAUUCAUAAUUGUAUACCGGAUGAACAUUAUAUUCCAACGUUGCUUGCACAAAAGGGACAAGGAGGAGAAAUAAUCCGAAGAACCUUGACUCACACAUCAUGGGAUCUUCCAUCUUCCAAGCGGCGUGAACGGCAAGGAUGGCAUCCUGUCACUUACAAGUUAGGUGAUGCUACCCCCAUGCUCAUUAAAUCUAUCAAGGAUAUAGACAAUGUAUAUUAUGAGACAGAGUACCGGAGAGAGUGGUGCUCCAGCAAAGGGAAACCAGCCUCGUGCUUUCUAUUUGCAAGAAAAUUUACUCGACCUGCCGCUCUAAGACUGCUCAACAACACGUCUGCGCUUGGAGUUUCCAGACAAAGUGGUUACCACAGAUUAGAAGGUACCACGUUGAACGCCACUUGAAGAACAAAAUUAGUAUCAUUAGCAAUUUAGCAUGGAGCAACUCAGCAAGCAUACCACAAUAUAAGGAGUGUUUAAUAUCUUAACGUGGUGUGUAUAUUGUUAAUUAUUAGUGUAUCUGAAAAUCUUGUACGAUAGUAUACUAUAUAUAAGUAGUCCGGAGUAAAAAGAAAAGAAAAAAGAAAAAAUACGGGGUAAUACAUUGUUGUAAAUUAACGAUGGGAUUUUGGAUCCGAGGAACUGGUUGAAACUUAACCGUUAUAAUCUGAUUUUAUUUUUACAAAUGA